Messenger RNA from Guyanagaster necrorhizus, 1336 nucleotides. RefSeq lists its product as uncharacterized. NCBI's taxonomy places the organism in Eukaryota, Fungi, Basidiomycota, Agaricomycetes, Agaricales, Physalacriaceae. The coding region runs from base 180 to 1262 and encodes 360 amino acids. The record is from RefSeq and is a predicted model, not a curated record. The transcript has 6 exons.
UCGAGUCGUGGGAUUCAUCGACAGUGUUGAAGGGGUCUCCAACAGAGAGAUUUAGAGAUAAUCUAUUUCCUGACUACUACUACGUUUCAUCCUGGAACGUCGGUGGUUUCAGUGAGCUCAAAAACACCUUUAUUUUAAGCGCUGACCUGAUCUUGCAUGAAAAUGCAGCGAACCAAUUUAUGAGUACUGUUAACCUCAUAUAUCUCGGCAUUUUGUCGGAUAGGAUAGCCAUACUCCCCCCUUUUGCGCCCUUUGACCACGUACAGGCUAGUGCCGGAAUCCUACAUUUUGGCGAUGUUUUUAACCUACCAUUCGCCCGUAACAAACUGCGCCUUUCGGUCGUUGAGUGGUCCGAUGUUAAGGAUACCGCAGCUUCGUCGAAUUCGUCUGGGGAACGCGAGUCUUUAGGUUGCUGGUCAACCUGGGCUGCCAGCAAUCUCCAUGAGCGCAAACCGCGUCAAGCUGACGCCUUGACAUCCCGCCUGGGAUUUGACGUUUCCUACACACCUGUUCCGCUUAAUACUCGCCGCUCGUCCGAGGACGACUCUUACGACUGGUUUCUUCUCUUUAAUCCUAUAUCCUCUCUGAUAUAUACUGAUGUCUCGGCUCCUCGAGAAGAUGCCUCUUUUCCUAAUAGCAAAGGCGAGCCUUUGCCUCCCGAUGAACACCUCAGUUGUUUCGAUCUGAUGUACUUUACCGUGGCUGGUCCAAACGAUUCGGGAUGGGAAAGCCGCUGGUCUCCUGCAUGGAGAUUUGUAGGGCAGUAUAUGAGAUUUACCUCAUCCGUGGUGGAUAUAGCUAAGGGUUAUGUGAGAAGGGCCUUGGGCGUCGAGCAUGAUACUCCAUUUAUCUCGGUGCAUGUGAGGCAUGGUGAUUUCCAGGUUUCAUGCGAGAAAAAUCCUAACUGCUUCUCGCCGCUGAGUAUGUAUGUGGACAUGGUCAAGGAGGUACAGGAGGAGUUGUAUAUUAAGCAUGGUAUCAGAAUAUCGGAUGAGCAUGUUAUCAUGACAUCAGAUGAGACCAACUUGUCUUUUUGGAAUGAAGUGGACUCCCUUGGUUGGCGACACAUAGAUCACACCAAAGAGAACACGAUGGAUUUGUACGGAGAGUGGUACAUGACUUUGGUUGAGGUUGUAGUUCAGAGUCUUUCCUUGGGUUUCGUGGGUACUGGUAGAUCCACUCUGAGUACAGUCAGUCAGAAACGCGUGGAGGAUUGGAAUAACGGCACAACGAGAAUUGUGCCUUUCGUACCGUGGCUAUGAGUUUCUUAGCUGAUAUACACGUAGUUUACUCUCCACUAUUCUAUUUGCAUUAGAAUAAAUUUCUUGAAUGACAG